Messenger RNA from Hyalella azteca, 2832 nucleotides. Its product is annotated as FAD synthase. Lineage: Eukaryota; Metazoa; Arthropoda; Malacostraca; Amphipoda; Hyalellidae. The record is from RefSeq and is a predicted model, not a curated record. Gene Ontology annotation, molecular function: FMN adenylyltransferase activity. The coding region runs from base 314 to 2023 and encodes 569 amino acids. Gene Ontology annotation, biological process: FAD biosynthetic process. The transcript has 12 exons.
ACUUUUGAUCAAAUUUGGAUGAAUAGCUUGGGUAGAUUUAAUUAUUUCUUUUAAUUUUCUGUCAUAUCCAUACUAACAAAAAUAUAAAUCUGCACUGAUUUUCAGCUCUUUGAAACUUUUUCUAAUAACCAUGUUUGUUGACCAACCCCACAGCCCAGUAUUGCUUUUUCUGGUAAUUUCUAUGGUUUUCUGGUUCUUUUCUUUGUCAGAUCAACACAUCUUUAGUUUUCAAGAUAAACUUAAGCUCUUAUCUAAUUUGCAAGUUACACUAAUCAAAUCACAACCAUGCAAAUAAAUAGUUCAGAAUUUUGAAAUGGUAUUGAGAUUGUCAUCUGCCAUGAGUACCCUAGCAUUUCCUUUUAUCAGAUCUGCAAAAAUUCCUUUCCCUUUUUUUCUAAAAUCAAAAUUUUUGGUUCAAGGCUGUGCUGUAAGCUCUUUAUGUUCAAAAUAUCCUAGUGAACCAGUUUGGAGACAAACAAAUUAUCUGAGGCCUUUGAACCACAUGACUUCUACUAUGGACAAGACUUCUGGCAGCAGCACUUCAAUUACAAGCAGCAACUCACCUACUGCUGGUAUCAUUGUUAUUGGGGAUGAGAUUUUGAAAGGACGAACCCAAGAUACAAACAGCCACUUCAUAGCUCAGAAAUUAUAUAAACUUGGAAUACGAGUGAAAAAGGUUGUUGUCAUAGGUGAUGAUUUAUCAGCAAUUUGCAAUGAAGUUCGGCUCUUCUCAUCUCAGUUCACUUAUGUCAUCACGUCUGGGGGUAUUGGCCCAACCCACGAUGAUGUCACUUUUCAAGGCAUUGCCAAUGCUUUUAAUGAGCCCCUGAUCCCUCAUCCUGAGCUAGUAACCUUCAUCGGCAACUACUUCAAGACUUCAGACCUCUCAACGCCUCCCAUGAAAAUGGCUCAUAUCCCUGCCAGCUCUUCACUAGUGUACGCUGAGGAUCGAGCAACAGGAUACAAGUCCAAGUUUCCUGUCGUGUGCGUACGCAAUGUGACCGUCCUUCCUGGCGUCCCUGGCCUCCUGGAAAAAUCUUUUGUUAGAUUAGCAAAGCAACUUUAUGGGGACCACCGUCACGUGCAUUGCGUGGACUUGUAUAUGAGUGUGGAUGAAGUCACGCUCGCUGCUGCCAUGAACAACACCGUCGCUGCCUUCCCCUCAGUCACUAUUGGUUCCUACCCGCAGCUCACGCACAGUUACUACAAGACUCUGCUGACCAUCGAGAGUCAGGAUUCUGCUGCAGUGGACGCUGCCAAGCAACACUUACUGAACCAGAUUGACGCAGAUUAUGAAGUGAAGGGCUACGUACGUGACAGUCUGAGUGGUGCGUGGCCGCGCCUGCAUCGCCUACUACAGGAGAAGCCUGCCCUCGAGCCUCGCGUCACUCAUGCUCUGCAGGUCCUCAGUGACUGCCUCCAGCAGUACAGGCCUGAAGAAAUAAGCGUUUGUUUCAACGGCGGCAAAGAUUGUCUUGCGGUGCUUCAUCUCUACUACCUGGCGCUCAACCAGCGUCUCUGCAGCGCUGACGCCGCAACUCUGCCCACAAUCCAGGCUGUUUACAUCAAAGAGCAAAAUUCCUUCCCUCAAAUUACAAAAUUCGUAGACGAGACUAUUAACAGAUAUGCAUUGAACUGCACCAUCCUGGAAGGUCCCCUGAAGAACGCCCUGCACCAACUGCAGCGGCAGCAGCCCAACAUUAAGGCCGUCAUCAUGGGCACUCGGCACUCCGACCCUUACUCAGAUUCCCUGAGCGCUUUCCAGCGCACGGACAGUGACUGGCCACAUUUCAUGCGGGUUCAUCCCAUACUUCCAUGGGACUACAAAACUGUCUGGGACUUCAUCAGAGGACUGUUCCUGCCUUACUGCACGCUCUACGAUCGCGGGUAUACCUCCCUGGGCAACGCCAGCAACACCACCCAGAAUCCUCAGCUGCUCACCACCGACAGGCUCGGGGCCCCCACCUACAAGCCCGCCUACCUGCUCGAUGACGGCAACGCCGAGAGGAGCGGCCGCACCUGAGGAGACUUUACCUGCUGGAGUAACGGCGACUAGGACAACGUUAUGCCUUUUUUUACAAAUACUUACUUUUGGGUCAAUUAGAAGUUCGUUGUUAUGUCUGGGUUACUAAUACGCACUUUUGGGCAGAUUAGAAGUUCGUUGUUAUGUUUGGGUUGUAAAUACCUACUUUUUUAUGGAAUAAAAGUACGUUCUUAUGUUUGGGUUGAAAGGACCUACCGUAGCAAGAAUGACAAGUACGUAAUUAUGUUUUGGUUACAAGGACCUUAUUUUUAACGGACCACAAAGACCUAGUUAUUUUUAAGUUGCAAGCACGUACCUAUACGUGUGGUACUAGUGCAAUACCGAGUUAUCUAUAGGCUGAAAGUACCUGGUUGUUGCGCGGUAACAACUGUGUAAAUGCCUGAAUUAGUUUUGCAUAUUAUUAGUUUAUCCAUGGCAGUUUAUAUAUAUGAAGCUUUUUACGAUACGUAUUGACUUCUGUGUUCGGUUAUAACUUUCAUUCUUAAAGUACCAGAAAGUUUUUAUUAAUUCACCACGGAUAAUAUUUCUAAGAUCAACUUUUCAUGUACUUGUUAAGCUGGCCGUCACUUCUAAACUAUUUAUAAAGAAAAUAAAACGAGCUCAUUGUGAUGAAGUAUUAUAUUAGUGUUGAAAAUCAAUGCAAAUAAUAAUUCGCACGCAGAGGUAAUUUCGCAUAAAUGGAUAGAGCCCGUCAAUAUUGUUGAAGGUUAACUUAAAUAAUGGUUACAGGUAUUCAUACAUCAACUUCAAUCCGGGGAGAGGGAAAAGGAAUAAAAAUAACACAAAUA